Messenger RNA from Colletotrichum karsti, 1362 nucleotides. Its product is annotated as sphingosine n-acyltransferase lac1. The transcript has 3 exons. The record is from RefSeq and is a predicted model, not a curated record. Lineage: Eukaryota; Fungi; Ascomycota; Sordariomycetes; Glomerellales; Glomerellaceae. Gene Ontology annotation, molecular function: sphingosine N-acyltransferase activity. Gene Ontology annotation, biological process: ceramide biosynthetic process. The coding region runs from base 1 to 1362 and encodes 453 amino acids. Gene Ontology annotation, cellular component: membrane.
AUGGCCGACUCCGAACCAUUUCCUCUCCUCAACACAUCUGUCGACCACUUACACUCGGCUGUCGAACACCACGCUUCCUCUUCAAACUCCCGCAGCACACGACGUCGAAAGUCUAGCGCCUUGGGCCAGGACAUACGUGCCGGUGACACAGGCCCUGCACUCGCAACUUAUACGGCCGGCGACAGCCCUAUUCCGCCCUCCAGUCCUACCAAACGAAUCUCAAAACGCCGGCGUGCCCGCGGCUUCUUCUAUCGUUUCCGUCAGGCCAUGAUCAAACACACGUAUCUCGUGCCCGCCGCCGUCAUCGCCGUCGUCGCCGGCCUCUAUGCCGUGAACCCGACCGAAUCGAACCCAAUCUCUCGCUUCAUUUUCCUCUCCUACCGCCUACCUCCCGACCCCGCCAAACCCGAUGCGCCCACCCAGUAUGGAAAGGGCCUUUGGGACAUAGCCUUCGUGGCAUUCUACACCAUUGUUCUCACGUUUACUCGUGAGUUCAUAAUGCAGGAAUUCCUGCGACCACUCGCUCGUGCCGCUGGUUUGCGAUCUCGUGGGAAGCAGGCUCGGUUUAUGGAACAGAUGUAUACGGCCAUUUACUUCGCCUGUCUAGGUCCUGCUGGUCUGUACGUCAUGAGCAAGACGCCUGUUUGGUACUUCAGUACCCGUGGCAUGUAUGAGGACUUUCCUCACAUGACACACGAGGCCGGCUUCAAGUUCUACUAUCUCUUCCAGGCUGCGUACUGGGCACAACAGGCUCUGGUCCUGUUGCUUGGUUUGGAAAAGCCUCGCAAGGAUUUCAAGGAACUCGUGGGCCAUCACAUCGUCAGUCUUGCUCUGAUUGCCCUCAGCUACCGCUUUCACUUCACGUACAUGGGUCUUGCAGUCUACACGACCCAUGAUAUUAGUGACUUCUUUCUCGCUACGUCCAAGACACUCAACUAUAUCGACUCACCGAUUGUAGCACCGUACUUUUUCUUCUUCGUCAGCGUAUGGAUUUAUCUGCGUCACUACAUCAACCUCAAGAUCAUCCUAUCGCUCUUCACAGAGUAUACCACCGUCGGACCCUUUGAGCUCAACUGGGCGACCCAGCAGUACAAGUGCACACUGUCACAGUACAUCACCCUUGGUCUUUUGGGUUGUCUACAAGCCCUGAAUCUCUUCUGGCUCUUCCACAUUUUCCGAAUCGCAUACCGCUUCCUCGCCUACGACAUUGCAGAGGAUGACCGCAGCGAAGCCGAGGGCACGGACGCCGAGGACGAAACUCAGCAGAAGGCCCUGCCUGCGGAGGUGACCAACGGUCACACGACGGGCGCAAGCACCAGUGCGGCAGCAAAAGCUAGAGCCGUCAACGGUCGCGCGAGAUAG